Messenger RNA from Lasiodiplodia theobromae, 972 nucleotides. Its product is annotated as Hyaluronan/mRNA-binding protein. The transcript has 6 exons. The coding region runs from base 1 to 972 and encodes 323 amino acids. The record is from RefSeq and is a predicted model, not a curated record. NCBI's taxonomy places the organism in Eukaryota, Fungi, Ascomycota, Dothideomycetes, Botryosphaeriales, Botryosphaeriaceae. Gene Ontology annotation, molecular function: RNA binding. Gene Ontology annotation, cellular component: nucleus; cytoplasm.
AUGUCUGGCAGCAUUGCAUCCAAGAACCUCUACGAGCUCCUGGGCAACGACCCGGAGCUUGACCCCGAGAGGAAACAGCCCGAGCCGCCCACCAAGGCCAUUGACAAGCCCGCUGCCCGCACCGGCAAGCGCAACGCUGGCGGCGACGCCCCGGUCAAGGACGCUCGCACCACCGCUCCCCGCGGCGGCCGCCCGCAGUUCUCGGGAAGCGAAGGAGCUUUCCGCGACCGCAACGCUGGCAGCGCCAACAACCGCGGCAAGCCGACUGACGAUGGCCUCCGCCAGGACCGCCACCCCAACCGUCUGAGGGGCGAGCAGCGUGGUGGCCGUGGUGGCAAGGGUCCCCGCCGUGACGACCGUCACAGCCGUACUGGCGUCUCCGAUCACCCCAAGCAGGUCCAGCAGGGCUGGGGUGGUGAGGACGGCCCCAAGGAACUUGCCGACGAGCAGGCCGGUGAGGCCAUUGCCAAGCAGGAGGAGGAUGCCGCUGCCGGUGAGGCCGCCGAGGACGCCGUCGAGAACGGCGCUGAGGAGGAGAAGGUCAAGAGCUACGAUGACUACCUUGCUGAGAUCAUGGAGAAGAAGGCUGCUCUCGGCGCCAACAUCGAGGUCCGCAAGCCCAACGAGGGCGCCUCCAAGAAGUUCCCUGAAGGCAAGGCCAUCGAGCACGCCGAGGAAGAGGUCUUCUUCAUCGGUGAUGGUGGCAAGAAGGGCCGUGAAAGGAGCAAGAAGGAGAAGAACCAGCUCGACCUCGGUGACAUCUACGGCCGUGGUGAGGAGCGCGGCGGUUUCCGUGGCGGCCGUGGCGGCCCCCGUGGUGGCCGGGGUGGUCCCCGCGAGGGUGGCUUCCGCGGUGAGGGUCGCGGCCGUGGUGGCCGUGGCGGCCGCGGUGGUGAGCGUGGCGGUGCCGUCCGUGGUGGUGCUCGCGUCAACCUCAACGACACCAGCGCUUUCCCCAGCUUGGGCGCAUAA